Fraxinus pennsylvanica is the source of this 1758-nucleotide messenger RNA. Lineage: Eukaryota; Viridiplantae; Streptophyta; Magnoliopsida; Lamiales; Oleaceae. The record is from the annotation of a GenBank genome assembly.
AUGGAUGCUUUGUCUCUGACCUCCAUAUCUGUAGCAUCAAAAUGGGUUGUAAAAGCGUCCGAUAAAAAUAAGCAGAAACAAGUGUAUUGUCACCAAGUUGGUGGUGGUCCUCAUGCAAUAAAAUCAAGUGGUAUGUCUUCUGUUUUGAUUGAAAAAUCAACUGUGAUUAGCACAGAUCAUGGAAGGGGCAUAAUGGAAUCUGGCAAUGUAGUUUCAACCUCAAAUGGGAAUACCCAGGCUACAGCAGAUAUUGCAGUCAAGGAUUUGGUACCAUAUGGUGGUGGUUCAUCUACUCUGGUGGAUAGGCAUGAUGAUCAUGACGAUGGCAUUGGCAUUGUUAAUUUUCUUAGAGGAAAAUCUCUUCUCAUUACUGGUGCAACUGUUCUUAUUGAGAAGAUACUACGGACAGCACCUGAUGUUCGUAAGAUAUUCGUUUUGAUCAAGGCAAAAAACAAUGAAGCUGCAAUGGAGAGAUUGAAAAAUGAAAUCAUUAAUGCAGAACUUUUCAAGUGUCUGAAAGAAACCCAUGGGAAAUCUUAUCAGCCUUUCAUGUUGAGCAAGUUGGUCCCCGUUCUUGGAAAUGUCUCUGAAUAUAAUCUUGGAUUCGAUGGAGAUAAAGCUGAUAUGAUGGGAAAAGAGGUUGACAUAAUCGUAAAUUCAGCAGCUAAUACAACUUUUGAUGAAAGGUAUGAUGUUGCCCUUGAUAUUAACACUGGCGGACCUACCCGUCUCAUGAACUUUGCAAAACAGUGCAAGAAACUUAAACUCUUCAUACAAGGGCGAGUGAUGGAGAAACCUUUCUGCUUAGGAGAUAGUAUAGCAAUGGAGAGUCUUUCAGGAAACCAACAAAUAUCCCUUCCUACGUUGCAAGUUGAGGAUGAAAUCAAGUUAGUUUUGGAAUCAAAACAGGGUUUCAAAGAUAAUGUACUGAUCCCGGGAAUGAAAGAACUCGGUUUACAGAGGGCAAACAAAUUCGGGUGGCAAGAUACCUAUGUAUUUACAAAGGCUAUGGGAGAAAUGAUGAUUGAUAGUAUAAGAGGUGACAUACCAGUAGUUAUAAUUAGACCAAGUGUAAUUGAGAGCACAUACAAAGAGCCAUUCCCUGGAUGGAUGGAAGGAAACAGGAUGAUGGAUCCAAUUAUUCUCUACUAUGGAAAGGGGCAACUUACAGGAUUUCUAGUAGAUCCCAAUGGAGUCAUUGAUGUAGUUCCAGCUGAUAUGGUGGUCAAUGCGACAUUAGCAGCCAUGGCAAAGCAUGGGGCAGCUGGAAAAUCUGAGAGCAAUAUCUAUCAAAUUGCUUCUUCUGUUGAGAACCCAUUAGUUUUCAAAGACCUAGCCAGGUUGCUCUAUGAACACUUCAACUCCUCGCCCUUCACCGACUCAACAGGGACACGAAUCCGUGUCCCAGAAAUGAAGCUUUUCAGCUCUAUGGAAGAUUUUUCAUCUCACCUUUGGAGAGAGGCACUUAAACGAAGCGGGCAAGGAGCUUUGACCAACCUUGAUGGAAAGUUGUCCCAGAAGCUCAAAAGUAUCUGCAAGAAAUCAGUGGAACAAGCAAAAUACUUGGCUAAUAUUUAUGAACCAUACACUUUCUACAGUGGAAGGUUUGACAAUAGCAACACAAAAAGACUGAUGGGAUACAUGUCCAAGGAGGAAAGCCAUCAGUUCGGGUUUGAUGUUGAGAGCAUAGAUUGGCAAGAUUACAUCUCUAAGGUCCACAUUCCAGGAUUAAGGAGGCACGUGACAAAGGGUAGAUGA